CACUUCCGGUUCAGCAGUGCAGCAGCCUCCGGGUCAUUUCCUAUCACGCGUCUUAGCGGUCUAGGAAAGUUGCCAUGACUCGCUGGGCUCGGCCGGGGCAGAGUAAUGUCGCCGCUCGAAACCGCAAAGUGUGUGAGGCCACUCCAUGGGAAGAGUUACACAAGACCCCGGCCAAGAGGGGAGCCCCGCGGGCGGAGAGGGCGCCCCCUAAAAAGAAGAAGGCGGCGUAUGUGAAUGAAGACGUUAAUGGGUUCAAGGCUGAGCAGGACAGGAAGGAGCAGCGCGGCGAGGACAGGAGGCUGAAGAGGCAGCAGAGCAAGAGGAACAACAUGGUCUGCUUCCACUGUCGAAAGCCUGGUCAUGGCAUGGCUGACUGCUCCGAAGCCCUGAGAUGCCAGGAGUCGGGCACAGGAAUAUGUUUCCGUUGUGGAUCCACAGAGCAUGAAGUCAAUAAAUGCAGAGCCAAAGUGGAUCCAGCACUUGGAGAGUUUCCAUAUGCCAAAUGUUUUAUAUGUGGAGAGAUGGGACACUUGUCAAGGUCCUGUCCAGACAAUCCCAAAGGCCUAUAUGCAGAAGGUGGAGGCUGCAGGAUUUGUGGUUCUGUUGAGCAUUUUCAGAAGGAUUGUCCAGAACAUCAAACAUCCGCCCAAAUGACAGUCAGCAGAUGGUCCAGCGGUAUGAGUGCAGAUCACGAAGAUGUUCCAGUACAGAAAAAAGUGAAAAAAGUUCCAACUAAAGUGCCGAAAGUGGUCAAAUUCUGACAGUGUCUUCAUCUUGAGAAAUUACGGACAUGGACACAUCAGGUUUCCACCAAGACAUCCAAAUCAUGCUGACAUUGUAUGAUUGGAAAUCUAAUUCACCCUUUUUCCCCUAACGGAAGGGGUGGGAUUACAAGGCUGUGACUGAUAUCGGAUAGUGUGCACAGCUCCAGCAUAUGUAUAGUGCUAAUAAAUAAAUAACACUCCAACCGGUGUGCAGAACUCUGGGUGACUGGCUGCAUGCAUGUAGUGAGCAGUGCAGAUUUAUUCCCUGUCAAACCAUUCUUUUCCAUAAGGGGGUUGACCGAGUUAUGUAAAAAAAAAAAAUAAAGCACUGUAAAUCUGAUGGUCUGUAAUAUAUAAAUAAGCUAAGCAGGAUUUAGACAAAAA
This is a messenger RNA of Bufo gargarizans (Asiatic toad), 1148 nucleotides long. It is a transcript of the gene ZCCHC9, whose product is annotated as zinc finger CCHC-type containing 9. Bases 75 to 761 code for a protein of 228 amino acids. The transcript is spliced from 5 exons. The record is from RefSeq and is a predicted model, not a curated record. Lineage: Eukaryota; Metazoa; Chordata; Amphibia; Anura; Bufonidae. Gene Ontology annotation, molecular function: nucleic acid binding; zinc ion binding.